AAGAAGGCAAAGUAGUUUCCCUUCCCGCCUCGUACAUUCCUUGAUCACCGUCCCGAUCGUAGACCACGACCCGGUUCGGACCCUCUUCGGGUCCCCACCUCUUGGAUAUUCGGAUCUCCAGUUCAGAUACCCUUCUCCCGAAUUAACUCUCCCCUAUACAAAUGAAAGAUCCCAAUUUUGUGUUUGUGGUAGAGGACUGAACUGAUGAUGUUGACUCCUUCGAUCAAGACUCUGUCGAGGGACUUGGAUAUGCUGCGGAUUGAAGAAGACCCGCCUCCGGGUGCGUAAAUGAGUAUGGUGCUACCUGACUUGGACAGAUUGCAGCUUGCACAAGACCCACCUGCUGGCGCGGAGAUUAGUAUGGUGCUCCCAGGUUUGGACAGAUUACGGCUUGUAGAACACUCAAGCGCAGGUGGAGAGGAUGUUUUUGCAAGGCUGCAGAAAAAAGUGUCGGAUGACCCACCCCCGGGCGCAGAUUAUACUCUUGCAAGGUAUAGGUUGUUUAAAGAGUUGAAGAGGCUGCUACAAGACCCACCUGCAGGGAUCAGUGUGGUUCCCCCGGACUUCUACAAUUGCGAUAUAAUGUUGUGGAAUGUUGUUAUAGCUCCACAUUCCUUGGAUUCUCCUUGGGAGGGAGGCGCAUGCACAUUUAAGUUGACUCUUCAGUUCAGUGAGGAUUAUCCGCUCAAACCACCAAUGGUGCGAUUUGUUUCUCAAGUGUUUCAUCCAAACAUUUCUGCAGAUGGAAUUAUGUCUUUUAAUAAUUUACUGGAUCGGUGGGCUCCUAUAAAUGAUGUGGAAGAUACACUCAAGUAUAUCCAGUCCCUAAUAUGUCAUCCCAACCCGAAGUGUCCUGCAAAUUCAGAAGCUUUCUACAUGUAUUUCAGCGAGAACAGACUCGAGUACAACCGAAGAGUGAGGAUGAUUGUGGAUCAGAGUUGGAUGGCAGACUAGUAACUUCUUUAUGUUACAAUCAGUAGCACUGUUAGUAUGAGAAUCAUUGUGCAAAUUCAUCCACAAUUUAUCCUCCAUGUAUAUCCAUGUUUUCCUCCCAGAUUAUGACUCUUAGAGUUUGUUUCUUAUUUCGAAGUAGACAUAGUAUUCAGUCUGGUAGAGUUUUGGUUGCUCAUCACUGCUUUGCUUUCUUCUGUAUAUACAAGGGGAUUAAGACCGGAAUUGAACCUAGUACUUCGGCAGCUUCGAAUCUGAUCGAUUACAAUGUUGAAAUGACAAUCUG
Molecule: messenger RNA, 1237 nt
Organism: Rosa rugosa (rugosa rose)
Lineage: Eukaryota; Viridiplantae; Streptophyta; Magnoliopsida; Rosales; Rosaceae
Product: ubiquitin-conjugating enzyme E2 2-like
Exons: 4
Coding region: 289-954 (221 amino acids)
Biological process (GO): DNA repair; proteasome-mediated ubiquitin-dependent protein catabolic process; protein polyubiquitination
Molecular function (GO): ubiquitin conjugating enzyme activity
Source: RefSeq, a predicted model, not a curated record